ACUGGGUCUUGUCCAAAGCCCAACUCCAACUAUGGUAUUCUAAAAGGCGCGAAUAACUCGAUAACUGAUUACAAAGUUCGAGGAGUUCGAAUAGCGACAUCGAAGAUGGACAACUCAGGCGCGAUUCUCUGUCAACUGUCUGCACUAAAGGAUAUGCUUGAUCAGGUGAACGAUGAAAUAGAGGCGAACUUCCAAAUCACGAGAGAGAUUGAAUCAGAAAUUGUCAAGUGUUCUGAAUUCGAGAGAGCUUUGGCAUCUAGAGAGUCGGAGCUGAUGAAGACCGUGUACAUGCUUCAGUUUGACAUUAAAGGAUUGAUGGCUGUAUAUGAUGAAUCAAGAGCAACAAGGGAAUGCCUAGAGAAGGAGUUGUCUUGUUUAAGAAAGAAGCGAGAUGAGACACUUGGAAGAAUGAACAACAAGAGGGAAACAUUUAGAACAAUGUGUCUAGACUUUCAAAAGGAGAUUAGUGAGGAUGGAAACACUAAACUAGGGAAAUUAUUGUCUGAGAAAGAGUAUCUUGAAAAUGAGGUUCAUCUUCUGAGGGGGAAAAUUAAUUCCUUGCAAACUUCAAUGUCAGAUUUUAUAGAUGAGAUUCUUGAAGGUAUCAAUGCACAUAAUUCAGCUUUGGUUGUUGAGAUAGAGAGUGGUAAUCUUGAGAAUGACAAAUUGGUCAAAGAUAUAAAUGAAUUGAAGACUACAAUGCUUGUAGCAAUGUCACCUUCACCAUGAAACCAGGUAAAGCUACUAUUGUUUUCUUAGUAUUAGUGAUGUUACUUAUCGAUAUCUUAAACUUAUAUGAUAUACAAAUAUCAACAUAAAUAUAAAAAACUAGAAGUUUAUUAUAUGUAGAGUAGUUCUAUUUGAUUGUAUACUAUCAUGCUACACUUGCUUCUUUGCUAACUCCCCGUUUAAAGUUUUCUUGAAAUUUAAGAGGUACAUGCUUGAAAAUUUAAUGUACAAAUUUGUUAUGCACAAACAAUUAUCUUUCUAUAAACAAAAAACUAAUUAUGGUAAAGAAUAAUCAUCGAGAAAAUUUAAGGAAGGAAAUAUCAAGAGUAAAUUACUGAAAUCGUCCCUAUGGUUUGGUCAAAAUUGCACGUUUGGUCUCUAACUUUAUGUAUGUAAGGGACGAAAAAUGCAACAAAAUCAAACCACAGGGACGAUCUGAGUGCAAAAAAAAGUUAGAGACCAACCGUGUAAUUUUAACCAAACCAUAGGGACGAUUUCAGUAAUUUAAUCAAAUAUCAAUUAAAUUAUAAUAAGGCUGUAAACGAACCAAACAAACACGAACAGGGCUUGCUCAUGUCCGUUCGUUUAAGUUAACCGAACAAAUGAACGAACACGAACGGUUAAACGAACGAAUUUUCUUGUUCAUGUUCGUUCGUUUAACGAAUUACGUUGUUCCUGUUCGUUCAUUUAUGUUAAAAGGAACUUAUAUAAACAUAAAUUAAGAUAUGACAUAAUAAUGAAAUCAAACACAAUUAACAUAUAUGAAGAUAAAAGGAACUUAUAUGAACGGACAUAAACUUUUAUGAACGGACAUAAACAAACGUAAACGAACAAUAUAAACGAACGUUCAUGAACAUAAUUGAACGAACGAGGUCAUUGUUCAUGUUCGUUCGUUUAACUAAAUGAACGAGAAUUUGUGUUCAUGUUCGUUCAUUUAUUAAAUAAACGAACUUCCCGCCAAACAAUUCAUAGCAGUUCAUUGAACAUCCAGUUCGUUUACAGCCCUAUAUACUAAAAAGUAAAAAAAUAAAAUAAAAAAUAUGAGAUAUGUUAUCGUUUCACAUUGUUUUCACUUUAUUCACUAGAGUUCACGACUUCAUGUUUUUUUAACAUAUUUCAACUUCGGUUUUAAUCUUAGUUUAUUUUUCUUUCUUUAUUCAUGUUUCAUAUCAAUAGUUUAUAGGAAGGAAUUCUCAUGGAUUUCCAAGGAUGUUUUUGGUUUUAUUGGUGUGAUUAUCACAUAGUGGUAGGCCUCUGUAUACCUGAUUUUCUAUUAAUUGUUUCUAUCAUGACUAUGAAUUCUUUUUAUUUUUGAUUUUCUAUAUAUCUAUGUAUAUGGUAAAGUUAUGACAUAAAAAAAAUUGUGCAUUUAUAUUUUUUAUUUUCUAUAUAUUUGUGUAUAUGUUAAAUUUGUAUAUGGUGGGUCUCUAUUAUCUUCUCCGUAUUACCGGAGAGCUAUUAAGGGUUGUUCAUCCAUCCAACUUUUUGAUGGGUUGGUUGGUUCAAGCUCCUAAAAAACAAGGAUCUUUGUCAAUGAAACUUUUGUUGCUUUGAUAUAUUUUUCUUCAUAAAAUAUAAUUAUUCUUCGUUGUUACAUUUAAGUAUAUGUAUUUUUUUGAAAGCUUAUUUUUUCCGAUUGAAAAUCAGUUUCCGAACCAUCUCGAGUGACUUCUUCCUCUAGAUAAUAAAUUUGCGCUCGUUUGUUAAAUAGUACACAACAAAACAAUAUUAAUUAUGCUUAGUGUGUAUUCCACUCAUGGUAAUUGGAUAAAAAUGUAUUUUCUUUUGUUUUGCCCAUUUCUAUCUAUCUCUCAUCGUUUCAAGAGAUAUGAUUUCUCUCAUCAUUCUUAUUAUUGAAAAUAAUAUAAGAUAAUUUGUCACAGAUGAAACUUUUAAAACAUUAUCUGAAAAAACUUUGAUUUUUUGGAUUCUUAUUUUAUAAUUAAUUUUUAAUCAUCUUCUUAGGACUCAAAGUGACAAAGCGAUUUAUAUUAUCUCAGCUUGAGCAUGCAAUUUUCUAAAAUAUCAACCAUAAAGUUUAUAGUCAUUGAAACAG
This is a messenger RNA of Lactuca sativa (garden lettuce), 2785 nucleotides long. RefSeq lists its product as uncharacterized. NCBI's taxonomy places the organism in Eukaryota, Viridiplantae, Streptophyta, Magnoliopsida, Asterales, Asteraceae. The record is from RefSeq and is a predicted model, not a curated record.